AUUAAACCCUAGAUAGACUAGAUGUCCAGUUCCCAAUAUCCUUACUACUCCCCUUCCCUCCCCUCUGCGCCGCCAUUCUGGUCCGGCUCAGGUGGAGCAGCACGCCGGCACUUCCCCUCCCGGACCGGGCUACUCAGUGAUGACCUUUGAAGGCUGAAGCAGGCUCCUGGCUAGGUUGUUCGCACAGGAUUUGGUAGUCGGAUUUCUUUGCUGCCUUCUGCUGGAUUGAGAUCAGAUCGAACUUGGAGUCGACGUCCGAUCAACCAUGGGCUUGUCGCGGCGUUUUCUGAAUCUGAUCGUGCAAAGCCACGCGCCAACCAUUAGAUCGCUGCGCUGCAUCGAUCUGAAGCGUCUGCAACUCUUUUACCCAACCCCACCGUCACCAACCAACCCCGCCGCCAAUACCAUGGAGACCUUUGGGCUUCCCGGACCAACUCCGAUCUUCCGAGCCUGCGAUUCGGAUGCUGAUUGCCAGUGGAGAGUUGCUUGCUACCCACUUUCACAACGGAGGGUGCUUUGCACAGACCAGUGUCGGCGCAACUUGCUCUACGACGCCAGCACGCACGAAGUGGCAGCUAUUCCCGAGUUCUACAGGCCUAGGUUGGAUUCUCUCUCGCUCUUUGUCCCGGCCAGCGGCGAAGGUGAAGAGGGCAACAAAGAUGAAAAGGACCGCCAAGAGGGCAGUGAAGACGAAGACCAACAACGUGGAGGCGGUGGUGGCAGUCUCUUUCUGAUGGAGAAGAUUCUCCGACCGGUAACUGGUGAUUUAGAGGUCUUGUUCUAUGGCAAUGGCAGAAGAACCUCGCACUGCAAACUCUUGCCACCUCCGCCCUAUAUCCAUGAGCCCUCCAAGAUCGGGUCUUACGCUGUGGUUGGCAAUGGCGCUCAUGUUUGCAUAUCGGUCAAUGGCAGAGGCACCUAUUUCCUGGACACAGCCGGGCACACAUGGAACAAAGCUGGUGACUGGACUCUUCCCUUCCAUGGCAAGGUCGAAUAUGUACCUGAGCUUGAACUCUGGUUUGGCCUCUCCGCCAAUGCCCAACAAUUGAUUGCUGCUGACCUCUCCACCACGGACUCCCAGCCACAGCCAGUUUACAGUUGGAAGCUGUUUCAGCCUCUAGAAGAAUGGAUCGAACACAAAGACGCUCAACUUGUGAACCUGGGCUCAGGCAGAUUUUGCAUUGCAAGGUUCUUCAAACAUGACUUUGAUUUUGUUGAACAAGAUGACUCUCCCCGUGAUUGUAUUGUCUUGACCGGUUUGGAGGUGGUCCCGCGUGUCCUCAAUGGUAAAGUGAAACUCGAAAUGUUCCAUCACAAAUCGAUGCGUCACACGACUUUGCCUAUCUAUGGAAAUUCCGUCGAUUUAGUGUUCUGAUGAAUAAAUUUGGGGAUUUGCUUCCAAACUCUCUUUUAUCAUCAUAUGCGGUCUGGAUGUCUCUGGGACUGCUAAUUUCCUCUGCGUGAUUGUGUAUACUUUUAAAAUUUUAAGGAUUAUAAGUACUUGGGUAUGAAGUCUCAGCGUUGACUGUAGUCGCAUGUAUUCUGAUAUAAUACACCCAUUAUUUAGCGUUGGACAUAGAGCCUCACGCCAGUUAUGCACUUCAAUUUCCUUUGCUACAACAAUGAAUGCCAGUAAUAAUAAUGAAUGUUAUAA
Sorghum bicolor (sorghum) is the source of this 1654-nucleotide messenger RNA. RefSeq lists its product as uncharacterized. The record is from RefSeq and is a predicted model, not a curated record. Lineage: Eukaryota; Viridiplantae; Streptophyta; Magnoliopsida; Poales; Poaceae. The coding region runs from base 266 to 1375 and encodes 369 amino acids. The transcript has 3 exons.